GGCGCCCCCAUGUGGGCUUUCCUUUCCCUCGUCUAAAACCCCGCCGAUUCGUCGUGUGUGAUCGUGAAUGAUCGUGUCGACGAUCGGACAUGUAGCUGUCAGUGCCUGCGCCCAAAAACAGUUGCCAUGUUGCUUGUUGUGUAGGGUGUGCUUGUGAUAAAAAUCGGCCAAGUUCCCCCAUUAGCAGCGUUUGUGUGGUAGUGUGGUGUCCCUAGAUCGGUGAUCCCCCCGAUUUGUGCAGUGUGUGUGUGCCCCCUUGGUGUUCGAAGUGGUGGAAACAAGUGGUGGUGUGUCGGCGUGCUUCGCACGCACAUUUGUUGUUAUUUGUGAUGGGGGCCCGCCGCUGAGGCGCCCUCGCUCCGGCCUGGCCUUGGAGCGAGGUUACUGGCCCCGAGCCACGCGGGAUUGUUUACCAUGUGCUAGAGGAGGUGGUGUCGCGAGUGGUGCCAUUAUGCUGAGCCCCGAUUGCUGACACAACAACAACAACACAAGAGGGCUCUUCCUACGUUGAUGGGAUCGAGGGAGCCCAUGGCGUGGCGCAAGCACGACCAUCUCAUGCUCAUGGACAAAAACAAACCCAAAAUGCCGGUAUCAUCGAGUGGAAGUGGGGAUACUCUUCGACAACGUCAUGUACCAUUAUAUGGACGUUUGGUACCCGAAGAUCAGUUGGGUAUGGGUCAUAUGUCAAAUCCACCAGCUGAUAUUCAAGCAAUGCAAGCACGAAUACCACACACUUUUAGGGACUCGUCGGCGGCACCUUUACGAAAAUUGAGUGUUGACCUCAUCAAGACCUAUAAGCACAUCAACGAGGUUUAUUACGCAAAGAAGAAACGACGAGCGGCGCAACCCCAAGAAGACACCUCUCAUAAAAAAGAGAGAAAACUAUACAAUGACGGUUACGACGACGAUAAUCACGAUUAUAUUGUGAAGAAUGGUGAAAAGUUCCUCGACCGAUACGAAAUCGACUCGCUUAUAGGAAAAGGAUCAUUCGGACAGGUCGUAAAGGCCUAUGAUCAUGUAGAACAAUGUCAUGUGGCGAUAAAAAUUAUCAAAAAUAAAAAACCAUUUCUAAAUCAGGCACAAAUCGAAGUGAAAUUAUUAGAAAUGAUGAAUAGGGCAGAUGCCGAAAAUAAGUAUUAUAUAGUUAAAUUAAAACGUCAUUUUAUGUGGCGAAACCACCUGUGUUUAGUGUUCGAACUGCUUUCGUAUAAUCUAUAUGAUCUGUUGAGAAAUACAAACUUCCGUGGUGUCUCAUUGAAUCUCACGAGAAAGUUUGCCCAGCAACUGUGUACAGCACUAUUGUUCCUUUCAACGCCUGAACUCAACAUCAUACAUUGCGAUCUAAAACCUGAAAAUAUACUUUUGUGCAAUCCGAAACGUUCAGCUAUUAAAAUUGUCGAUUUUGGUAGUUCUUGUCAAUUGGGACAAAGGAUAUACCAAUACAUACAAUCAAGGUUUUAUAGAUCACCAGAAGUCUUAUUAGGGAUACCAUACGAUUUAGCAAUAGAUAUGUGGUCAUUGGGAUGCAUACUAGUCGAGAUGCAUACAGGUGAACCACUUUUCAGUGGUGCCAACGAAAUCGAUCAAAUGAAUAAAAUCGUUGAAGUGUUGGGAAUGCCACCGAAAAGUCUACUCGAUCAAGCCAAUAAAACGCGGAAAUUUUUCGAAAAAUUACCAGAAGGGAGAUAUGUAUUGAAGAAGGCGAAAGAUGGUAAAAAGUACAAAUUGCCUGGAACACGUCGAUUACACGAUAUUUUGGGUGUGGAUAGUGGUGGUCCUGGAGGACGAAGAGCCGGCGAACCGGGUCAUUCCACUGGUGAAUAUCUCAAAUUCAAGGAUCUGAUUUUACGCAUGCUCGAUUACGAUCCAAAAUCGAGGAUAACAUCGUAUUAUGCACUCCAACAUAAUUUUUUUAAACGUACAACAGAUGAAUGUACUUCAACACCUAAUAGUAACAGUUCAAGUCCAGCUGUUGCCUCAAUGGAUAUGUCUUCAUUGACGAAUAGUUCGAGUAGUCAACACGGGUUAAAUUUGAUGGGACGAUCGAGAGAAUUGUCUGGUUAUACGACGAUGGAAUGUGAUCCGUCUCCGUCACGACAUCCUCACCGCCGCUACCACCACCAGGUCCCCCCACUCAACUACGGAGUGACGUCAUUACAGUACGCCCCGUAUCCGGGGGUUCCCAUGACCGAUAGUAGCGCCCCCAAAACAACUGUUACAAAUGGGCCACAGCCGCCUAAAUCUACAACUACGAACGAGAGAGACGACAGUCCGAUGGUUGGGGUUUGUGUUCAACACAAUUCGGUCGCAAUACAUUGAAGGAGGAUUUUUAUAUUGUGCAUUGUGUUUCAUUUUAAUUUUUUUUUUUUGUUUUUGUUAAUUUUAAGAAGGUUUUUUUAGUUGAGGAUUAUAGUGAUGUGUGAUUUUUUUGCAAGUGGACAAACGACAACAACAACAACAGACUUGGGGCAUUGAAGCUCUGUUGUGUUUUAUUACGGAUCGAAUGAAAGAAAAACUUGAAAAAUCACGAGAUUUUUUAUUAGGAAUUAAGUUAAAAAUGAGAAUAAAGUAAUUUAUGCCUAGUAUUUAAAUAUUAAUGAUUAAUUCUAGCGAGUAACCACAUAUGUAUACAUGUUUCCUAUGAUUUACCGUUAACUGUAUGCAAGUUGGCUCUGGUUAUACACAUUUGUUUUGUUUUUGUCAAUCAAAUGUAACUAGAUUUAGUGCAGCAGUAUUGAAGCAAGUGAUUUUGUUACAUACCUCAAAAUAAGAAAGAGAGAUUUAAAUUAAAAAAAAAUGUAAUUUCCAAGCCAGGGCCAUACCAAUCCACUACCGCAAGUACAGUGGUAAAUGUGUUCAAAAUAUAAUACCAGUUUGUACAUGAAGCUUGAGAGUUGUUGUUCAGUACGAUUUUCUAAUAAUUUCGACGCACUGAAAAAUAACUCUUGAGUUGUUUUGUAAAUACUUAACUUAAUGAAUAAUCACUAGAAUUGUAUUUAUCGAUACACUUAUUUAUUUACGUCAUGUGCAGUUAUUCACGGAAAAAUGCAAUGAUUCUCAGCAAUGUAGAAAAUAUGAUGAUAGUGUAAAAUUAUGCGAUCUAUAAAUUCCUAAUUUCUUUGUUAUUUAAAUAAAUUUACAUCAAAACGG
This is a messenger RNA of Tribolium madens (black flour beetle), 3150 nucleotides long. RefSeq names its product serine/threonine-protein kinase minibrain. Gene Ontology annotation, cellular component: nucleus. The transcript has 7 exons. Gene Ontology annotation, molecular function: protein serine/threonine kinase activity; transcription coactivator activity; ATP binding. Gene Ontology annotation, biological process: protein autophosphorylation; peptidyl-threonine phosphorylation; positive regulation of DNA-templated transcription. The record is from RefSeq and is a predicted model, not a curated record. The coding region runs from base 511 to 2319 and encodes 602 amino acids. NCBI's taxonomy places the organism in Eukaryota, Metazoa, Arthropoda, Insecta, Coleoptera, Tenebrionidae.